Molecule: messenger RNA, 1926 nt
Organism: Myxocyprinus asiaticus (Chinese sucker)
Lineage: Eukaryota; Metazoa; Chordata; Actinopteri; Cypriniformes; Catostomidae
Product: sclerostin domain-containing protein 1-like
Exons: 4
Coding region: 569-1234 (221 amino acids)
Biological process (GO): negative regulation of Wnt signaling pathway; negative regulation of BMP signaling pathway
Molecular function (GO): BMP binding
Source: RefSeq, a predicted model, not a curated record
AUUUACCCUAUAGACACAGGUUCAAUCCAGCAACUAUAUUGUUGUUAUCAUCAUAAUAAUCAAAGAUCCAUUUAAGUCAAAAGAGAGCCAAUCCAUGACCUUACCCAGAGGUUACAACAGCAUUGUUCAUGGUACUCACAGAAGAUGAAAUUCAGAAGCACAUAAAACGGGGGAAAACCACCGAAGGCUUUGCCACACAAUUGCACACUGUGAAGGGUCAACAGGAGACAAAUAUAAAUAUUGUUUAUAUUUGAAAUAAUCUGUUGAUGUUUAUGUUGAAAAUAGUUGUAUUUAUGUUUUCGAAAAUCAUAGUAUCAUAACUGAUUUAUUAUUGACAGUCGUAUGUGUGAUGGGGGUUUUGCUUUCGGAAAGAUAUUAUAAUAUAUUGCUGCAAGACAUUGACGACUAUGCCUUAAAUUUCUCUUUCUGUUUUUAUGACAGGAGAUAAGAUUCAUAGAAGUUGGCAUCAGCUUAUAAGGCAAACAAUUUCCGGUCGUAAUAAUAAAGCUGUUUGCUCGAGUCUUCUAGAUGGUUUCACUGAGACAUACUCGUACCAAUCCAGUUCAUAAUGAAGAAUUGUAUGAUGGACUUCCGUGUAGUUCUGCUCACUGAUGGGUUUCCGGUGCCAUCAGAAAGGCAGAUAAAGAAAAAAAAAACAAGGAGUGGUCUGACUUUGAAGAACGAUGCUACGGAGAUUUUCUACACUCAUGUGGUCAGUCCCGUUCAGGAUGCUCAGAGCAACGCGUCUCUGAAUCGCGCGCGCACCGGCAGCAGAGGGUUCCCAGCACACGAGAGAGGCGAACGUGUUCCAGUGGGCUGCAGAGAACUGCGAUCAACAAAGUACAUCUCAGAUGGACAGUGCACCAGCAUAAACCCUGUUAAAGAACUGGUGUGCACAGGACAGUGCCUUUCAGCGCAGAUGCUGCCCAACUGGAUCGGUGGAUAUGGUAGAAAGUUCUGGAACCGGCAAAACAGUCAGGAAUGGCGCUGCAUGAAUGACAAGACCCGAACCCAACGGAUUCAGCUCCAAUGUCAGGAUGGUAGCACUAGGACCUACAAGAUCACUGUAGUGACCUCCUGCAAAUGCAAAAGAUACACACGGCAACACAACAAAUCGGAAAACAAGUCUGAUGGAUACACUCAAACCCAGAUGCCUCACAAACCCAAAAGGCAAGGGAGGCAUCGGAACGGCAAGCUCAAUGAGAACUGGCAUGAGUCUCUGGUCUAUAACUGACCAAAGCACUUGAUUUUCCCAUCUAAACGAACUAAAUAUGAGAGCUUGUGGGGUCUACUCAUUGGAGCAAAUGUGCUGCAUUUGAGAGCGAGUGCAGGGCUCUGACUUCACAGUGAGACAGAAGUUAUCUGCAGUCAUUGGAAAGAAAAACAAAUGUCAUUACCAACAAAUUCACAAAGAAUCCCAUAGGUGACCCUGUGCCAAAGAUACUGUAUGUCCAUACGAAUGCCAAAAAAGACUGACACUGACCAUUGCUCAUUAUCUGCAACAACAGCAUAUUGUUUUGCAAAAUGAAUGGAAAUGGACCUGCGAUUUGUGUUGUAUUUGUCGUCAAUGCCUGAUAUGUGUAGAAUAACAAAAUUGCAUAAAUGUUACUUAACUUGCAGUGUAGGUCUAUGCUAUAUAUAACAGUGACAAUAACUGCAUCUCUCAAACCUGAGAAAUGCAUAGCUAUUUGUAAAUUAAGUAUCUGUAAAUACACACAUACUGUCUUUUGUGUAAUUAAUUGUUUUGCAGGACCUUUCUGUGUUAUAAAAUAUAAUAUUUUUUGUACAAGUUGAUGUUAUAUAUUUUUAAAUCAUGUAUUUUCAGUUUGUCCAAGCAUUAUUCAGACAAGAUAUUGCACUAUAGUGACAAUGUUGAUAUUGGCUGUUACAGUAUGGUGUAAAAACAUUAAAAUUAUAACAUCUCAA